Messenger RNA from Suncus etruscus (white-toothed pygmy shrew), 573 nucleotides. RefSeq names its product mitochondrial ribosomal protein L14 (gene MRPL14). The record is from RefSeq and is a predicted model, not a curated record. Gene Ontology annotation, biological process: translation. Gene Ontology annotation, molecular function: structural constituent of ribosome. Gene Ontology annotation, cellular component: mitochondrion; ribosome. NCBI's taxonomy places the organism in Eukaryota, Metazoa, Chordata, Mammalia, Eulipotyphla, Soricidae. The transcript is spliced from 2 exons. Bases 43 to 480 code for a protein of 145 amino acids.
CUGCCCUCUCUUUCUCUGCAGGAUCUGCCACCUCAGGACCCCAUGGCUUGCUUUACUGGACUCCAGGGCCCUUGCACCCAUGUCAGCAGAGCCCUCAGCCUGCGCUCUUUCAGCACCAGUGGGAGCCUCAGUGCCAUUCAGAAGAUGACACGGGUUCGCGUGGUGGACAACAGCGCCCUGGGGAACACCCCAUACCACCGCCCUCCACGCUGCAUCCACGUCUACAACAAGAGCGGAGUGGGCAAAGUGGGCGAUCGUAUUCUCCUGGCCAUCAAGGGACAGAAGAAAAAGGCACUCAUCGUGGGGCACCGCAUGCCUGGCCCCUGCAUGACCCCCAGGUUUGACUCGAACAACGUGGUCCUCAUCGAGGACAACGGGAACCCUGUGGGGACCCGCAUUAAGACACCCAUCCCCACCAGCCUCCGCCGGCGGGAAGGCGAAUUUUCCAAGGUGUUGGCCAUUGCACAGAACUUCGUGUGAGCGGAGUCCUGAGAGCUGCCUGCUCUCGCCUUUGCAGGGCAGGUGACCAGGGAACAGUGUUCUGUAAGAGAGUAAACAUUUUCAUCUACUUUU